Messenger RNA from Penicillium odoratum, 1926 nucleotides. Its product is annotated as anion exchange family protein. The transcript is spliced from 5 exons. Gene Ontology annotation, molecular function: borate efflux transmembrane transporter activity; solute:inorganic anion antiporter activity. Gene Ontology annotation, cellular component: fungal-type vacuole; plasma membrane. Gene Ontology annotation, biological process: transmembrane transport; borate transport; monoatomic ion homeostasis. The record is from RefSeq and is a predicted model, not a curated record. Bases 1 to 1926 code for a protein of 641 amino acids. Lineage: Eukaryota; Fungi; Ascomycota; Eurotiomycetes; Eurotiales; Aspergillaceae.
AUGCAAGCUUCCGCCUCAUCCACUCAGCGGAAGAUGUCUUGGCAAUCGCAGCGCAAACCGUCCCAGCAGUCAGCGGUAUCAAGCCACGCUCCAUCUUCAUAUCACUCGACCUUGUCUGCAGUUCCAGCAGGAGUGGAGGAGCCCCAGCGCCGUACAUCUACGACGACCUCAGCUCAGUCGCAACCAAAAUGGUGGCGCGUGCAUCUAUUUCGAGGCAUGAUCAAUGAUGUUAAGCGCAGAGCUCCUUAUUACUGGAGUGAUUGGACUGAUGCAUGGGAUUAUCGUAUUGUGCCCGCAACGGUGUACAUGUAUUUUGCUAAUAUCUUGCCCGCGCUGGCUUUCUCAUUGGAUAUGUUUGAGAAGACAAAUCAGAGCUAUGGAGUCAAUGAGGUUCUACUUGCUUCUGUUCUUGGAGCUGUCGUUUUUUCUCUUUUGGCGGCUCAGCCAUUGGUUAUUGUCGGGGUUACUGGACCCAUCACUGUGUUUAAUUAUACGGUCUACGAUAUCAUCAGCCCCCGAGGGACCCCUUAUCUUGCAUUCAUGUGCUGGAUUGGAAUAUGGUCUUUAAUUAUGCACUGGAUUCUGGCAAUUACCAAUGCCUGCAAUGGACUUAAAUAUGUCACUCGAUUUUCGUGUGAUAUCUUCGGCUUUUAUGUUGCUUGCAUCUAUAUUCAAAAGGGAAUCCAGGUUCUCACACGGCAAUGGGGGCAGGUCGGUGAAACUUCAGCAUAUCUCGCUAUCAUGGUAGCCUUGCUUGUCUUGAUGGCCGCUUGGGUUGUUGGAGAGCUGGGAAACAGUAACCUAUUCCAAAGAUACGUUCGAAAGUUCCUGGAAGACUAUGGCACACCGUUGGUCAUUAUCUUUUUUACUGGCUUCGUGCACUUUGGUCACAUGCGUGAUGUUGAUGUCGCUACGCUUCCCACCAGCAAAUCCUUCUUCCCUACGCUUGAUCGGUCGUGGCUGGUUCACUUUUGGAACAUUGACGUUGGGGACAUCUUCCUGGCUAUCCCUUUUGCCCUCCUCUUGACCAUUCUUUUCUACUUUGAUCAUAAUGUUUCAUCUCUUAUUGCCCAGGGCACCGAAUUCCCUUUGCGGAAGCCCGCUGGCUUCCACUGGGAUAUUUGGCUCCUCGGACUUACCACCUUUAUUGCUGGUCUUCUCGGAAUCCCAUUUCCCAAUGGGCUUAUCCCACAGGCACCCUUCCAUACUGCCGCUCUUUGCGUGACUCGCCAGGUAGCCGAUGAGGAUGAUACAAACAAGGGCAAAGCCAUCCGGAUCACAGAUCAUGUAGUAGAGCAGCGAGUCAGCAACCUAGCUCAAGGUCUCCUCACCCUAGGAACAAUGUCCGGCCCGCUUCUGAUUGUGCUUCAUCUAAUUCCCCAAGGUGUCAUGGCCGGCCUGUUCUUCAUCAUGGGAGUCCAAGCUCUCCAGGGGAACGGCAUUACUCAGAAGCUGAUAUUCCUCGCCCAAGACCGAAACCUAACCCCUGCAUCUAACCCUCUCAAGCGGAUCAAACGCCGAUCCGCGAUCUGGGCAUUUGUGAUUAUUGAAUUGCUUGGCUUCGGUGCUACUUUUGCAAUUACUCAGACUAUUGCUGCUAUCGGGUUUCCAGUUAUCAUUCUCCUCUUGGUUCCUGUACGGUCAUUCCUAUUCCCACUUUGGUUCACGCGCGAGGAGUUGAAUGUUUUGGAUGCACCCACGGCUAGUCCGUUCACCAUGGAAAGUGUCGGCGGUACACAUGGACUGGAAGAGCAAGAAUCUGCGGAAGCAACAUCCAGCGGAGCACAGUCGAGUGAUAAUGGGGUUCUACGAGGUCGUUCCUCGUCUUCAGAGUCUGUCGUUGAGGAUAAUGAUCUUGAGCGAGGAGAGGCUUAUGAGCUUCGAUCAUCUAUGCGGAGAAGAAGUACAACCAGUCGGGCGGAUUGA